AUGUGGAUGUUCAGAAUGAAAUCCGACAACACCGUUAUCACAGCCUUGGCGCGCAGUGCUGCCUGGGAAGCUGCUCAAAGCACGCUGCUGGCAGUGUGCUAUCAGCACUUGCAGCCAGACAUCAUCACCUACAAUGCAGCGAUCAAUGCAUGUGAGGAAGAUGGCUGCUGGCAGCCCGCCAUGCUCUUCUUGUCAGAGCUUGCCAACAAGGCUGUUGCUGCCAGCGUGUUCACGGAGAAUUCAGCAAUCAGUGUGUUGGAGAAGGCCGGCCUGUGGCGCCCUGCGCUGCAGUUGCUAGAAGGGCUGAUCUGGAGAAAGGUCACGGACAUCGUGAGCUACAGCGCCAGCGCGGCCGCCCUGGCUAAAGAUGGUCAGUGGCAGAGAGCUCUUCAUUUGCUACGCCAGUUGCAGGCCAUCAGUGCUUGUGAGAAGCGCAAGCAGCUUCCCAUGGCUUUGAAACUUCUGAAGGAGUUGAAGACGCAAAACCUGCGAGCCGAUGUGGUGAGCUACGGGGCCGUGAUCAGCGCCUCUGAGAAGGCCGGGCAGUGGCAGGUGGCCUUGCAGGUCUUGGAAGAGAUGGACCAGUGUCGCGUGCAGCAGAACAGCAUCACCUUCAGCGCAGCCAUUAGCGCCUGCGAAGCGAGAGGCAUCUGGACGCAUGCGCUGCACCUGCUGAAAGAACUUGCAGGAGCCCAGCUUCCACCCAGCGUCAUCGCAGUGAGCGCUGCGAUCAGCGCGUGCGAGAAGGGCGACCAAUGGGAGAGCGCCCUGUUUCUGUUGGCAGAGAUGCAGCUGCAACGUUUGCCGCGCAACAUAGUGGCCUUCAACGCAGCCAUCAGCGCCUCUGAGAAGUGCUGCAGGUGGCAACAGGCGAUCGCCUUGCUGCUGCAACUGGGUGCAGCGCGUCUCUCCGGCACCACCGUGACGUAUACGGCAUUGUUGAGCGCUUGCCUUGCAGGGCAGCAAUGGGCUCAAGGCCUUGCGCUGUUGAAGAACUGCCAAGAGGAGACAGUGCAAGGCAAUGUCCUGACGUAUGCGACCCUUUGCAGCUUGACGGAGCUGGCCAUGGAGAGUGGCAAGGUGGAACUUCCCAGGAUGUUGGCUGCGGUGGAAGGGAAGGCUUUAGAGACGUGUGUUGCCCUUGCCGACCUGCACUGGGAUGAAGUGGUUGUAGCGGAGUGUUUGGCCCAUUUUGUGUUGGCUUCUGCGAACUGGGCCAUAGCGUUGGAGCCUUCUGCCGAUCCUCGGAGCAGCACUUUGAUCCGUGAGCUGGGGCGGAGAAAACAGUGGCAGCAUGCAUUGCUUCAGCUGAAAUCGCUCCACCGUUUGUCGCUGGAACGGAAUGAAUAUCUCUACAGUGCCGCCAUCUCUGCUUGCGAGAAGAGUGAGAAAUGGAACUUUGCAGUGGCUUUGUUGGAAGCGCUUCCGAAAGUUGAUGUGAUCAGCUCCAACGCCUCCAUCAGCGCCUGCGAAAAGGCUCAACGCUGGCGUGAGGCAGCGGAAAUCUUCGCGGCUGCCAGCGCUGGAGGAGGGCGUUGUAGUUUCAUCAGCUUCAACGCAUGCAUCAGCGCCUGUGGCAAUGGCAAGAUGUGGCGCAAGUCUCACCAUGUCCUAUCCGAGCUCUUCUUUCAUGGCCUGAAGAGCACUGUCGUCAGCUUCAACGCCGCGCUGGCGCCGCUAAGCUGGCGCCGCAGCGUGGCGCUGCUGCGGGACCUCACGCGGCGCGCGCUGCGCAGGACGCAGGUCACGUUGAACACGGCGCUGUCCACGGCGCGGUGGCAAGAUGUUCUUGCGCUGUUGGAGAGCAGAGACGAGAUGCAGCCGGAUGUGAUCACCUUCAAUGCAUCUCUGAGUGCCAGCGAAAAGGGCCAGCAAUGGAAGAUGGCGCUGCAGUUGCUGGAUGAGAUCCACCUGGCAGGUAGCCAAAGGAAUGUGAUCACCUACAAUGCAGCUAUCAGUGCCGCAGAGAAGGCCCAGGACUGGCCCACGGCUCUGGCCUUGCUCGAGGAAGUGAACGCCUUGCGCUGGGCGGAUCUGAUCAGUUACAAUGCGGUCAUCAGCGCCUGUGAGAGACCGGGAGAAUGGCGCCUGGCCCUGGCGUUACUUCAUGACUUGCAGGACAAACAGCACAGAUGUAGCAUCAUCACCUACAGCGCCUGCAUGAGCGUUUGUGAAAAGGCGCAGCAAUGGCAGCAUGCGAUGACUUUGCUGCGGGAGCUACGUUGGGACAUUCCGCGCCGGCAGCGGAACGUCAUCGCCUACAAUGCUGCCAUCACGGCGUGCUCAGCGGCUACUCGAUGGGAGCAUGUUUGGAGGAUUUUUCAGGAGCUGGAAGCAGAUGACUUCAAUGGCACUGCCAUCACCUUGAGCUGUGUGAUGGACGCAGUGGAAGCCUCCGGUGGUACCUUGGGAGCCGGUGCUCGAGCCCCAGAGCUGCUGAGCGCGCUGCAAUGGCAGGGCCUGCGGCGAAUUUCGCAGGAAGCCGGGGGCAGGGAAGCCAGACCUGCCAUAAAGGCGGCGACCCAAGAGAUCGAUGCCUAUGGCAAGAAGUGGCAAUGGCAGAACGCUCUGUCCCUUUUAGCAGAUCUCCCUGCUCAACGACUGCAAGCAACUAUCGUCAGCUACGGUGCCGGCUUGAACGCCUGCGAACGUGCAGAGCAGUGGACACAGGUGGACAGCCUGGCCUGUGGCGCCGCCAUCAGUUGCUGCGGCAAGGCCUUGCAGUGGCCACACGCGCUGCGGCUGCUGGAGGACUUGGUCCUGGCACAGGUCGAAGUGAACGUGAGCGCCUGCAAUGCAGCCAUCACUGGCUGUGAGAAGAGCCGUUUGUGGCAAAAGGCUCUGCACCUCUUCAUUCAGAUCUAUCAGAUGAAACUGGAGCCGAACGUGAUCAGCUUCAGCGCCCUGAUUAGCGCCUGUGAGAAGGGAGAGCAGUGGCAACGGGCCUUGCUUCUACUGGAGCAGAUGGAAGAACAGCAGGUCGAACGCAACGUGGUGACCCUGGCAGCGGCUAUGAGCGCGUGCGAGGGUGCGGGGCGAUGGCAGCAGGUCUUGGCUUUAUUUGAAGAGAUGGACGCGAGACAGCUGCUGCCGAACAUUGUGACCCAUAAUGUGCUGAUCAGUGCGCGGGUCAGCAGCAGCCAUUGGGAAGAGGCACUUGCACUCUUUGAGAGCCUCCCAAAGCAGAGGCUGGAGAGGAACGUGAUCAGCUAUGGAGCGGCAAUGUCUGCAUGCGAAAGAGCCGAAGAAUGGCAGCUGGCUCUGAGUUUGUUGGAUGAGCUUCACACUUCCAAACUCCGAGGCAACUUGGUCACGUAUAACACAUGCAUCAGCGCCUGUGAGAAAGCAGGGGAAUGGGAAGCGGCUCUUGGAUUGUUUCAAGAGAUCUUGGAACAUUUGCAGGCAGACGUGAUCAGCUAUAGCUCAGCGACAAGUGCCUGCGAAAAGGCCUCGCAAUGGGAAAGAGCUGUGGAACUCUUCAGACACCUUCGCCUUUACUCGCUGCAAGAGAACGUGAUCACAUGCAACGCUGUGAUCAGCGCCUGUGGAAAGGCCGGGCGUUGGCAGAUGGCCUGGGAAGUGCUGCAAGACAUGAAGCGCGAGCGGCUUCGUGCGACCGUGGUGACUUUCUGUGCAGCCAUCAGUGCAUGUGAGAAAGGUGGACAAUGGCAGCAGUCCCUGGAGAUUUUUGGGGAACUGCAAUGUGAAGCCUUGCAGCAGGGUUCGCGCCUGGUGGCCUCCAAUGCGUUGCUCUCGAGCGCCAGGCGCUCGUGGCGGAGGGCCUUGGAAGUGCUGGAAGGACUUCAAUUCGAGGCCAACGUGAUCAGCUAUAGUGCCUUCAUCUGCUGUCAGCCACCGUGGCCCAUGGCCCUGCGAUGCCUACGGAGCUGCCAGGAGCAGAAGUUGCAAGUGACCCUGGAAGUCUACAACGCAGCCCUUGCUUUGGAGAGUGGUACCGUUCAGUUCUUGGAUGCCUUGCAGGAGCAGCGUUUGAAACCUGAUCUGCUGAGCACGUGUUGCGCGGUGGGACAAGGCCUGGAUGGCAAGUUGGAUCAGUUGAGGAUGCAAACAUUGCUUUUGCUGAGGUCGCAGCGACCGACUUGACAUCGAAGAUCGCCAUGGGAAAGGCGAAAAAACAAGUUGUGAUCCAAGGUGGUGCCCCCAAUCGUCAGC
Molecule: messenger RNA, 4173 nt
Organism: Cladocopium goreaui
Lineage: Eukaryota; Dinophyceae; Suessiales; Symbiodiniaceae
Source: the annotation of a GenBank genome assembly